Molecule: messenger RNA, 1767 nt
Organism: Geodia barretti
Lineage: Eukaryota; Metazoa; Porifera; Demospongiae; Tetractinellida; Geodiidae
Source: the annotation of a GenBank genome assembly
AUGAAGGUAUCGUUGCUUCUUUUGGGAUGUCUCUUCUGCCUGGCCUUGGUGGUAGCCUGUGGAGCCGCCGAGCCCCAGGUUAUUGAGACGGUGGUGGAAAGGGAAGUGCCCGUCGAAGUGGAAGUUGAAACUAUCCGCGAAGUACCGGUAGAAGUGGAAAAAGAGGUACGGGUGGAGGUAGAAAAAGAGGUAGAGCGAAUAGUUAUUGCCACCCCAACGCCGGUGCAGAUACCGGAAUCCGGAAGACUCCCGGGUAGAGUGGAUCCUGUCGGUUCGAUUAUCUCGGUUAGUUCUUACCUGGGUUUCCAGGGUGUUGACACCAAUAUCGGGCAGGAUAGCGCCACCAAGGUUUACUACGACGAAGUAUUCGAAUACGCCAUUGGUCAAAACCCCGACGGAACUUUGACCCCUGGUUUCGCCACCAAGUGGGAGGUAUCCGAGGAUCAACUGACCUGGACCUUCACCAUCCGCGAGGGGAUGAAGUUCCACAACGGCGCCGACGUUACUCCGGAGGACGUUGCCUGGACCUGGACUCGGGCAAUUGGGGAGGACUCCCUGGGCGGGUUCGCUUUGGAAGUAGGACCGCUGCUGAGUUCCGGCUUUGAAGUGGCGGGCAACACGGUCUCGGUUUCCACCAUAGAACCCCAGUCCACGCUGCCGCUGUUCUUUGCUUCGGCAUCUCCUCCCAGGUCCGUGGUCUUCCCGCAGGCCUACUUCGAGAGCAUAGGCGGCAUAGAAAACUUCCGCGAAGCCCCGAUUGGGUCCGGCCCAUACGUCUGGGAAGACCGGGUGCCCGGCCAGUAUAUCCAGUUCACUGCAUUUGAAGACCAUUACGAGAAGAACCCCGGAUACAAGGUUCUGCAGAUCUGGGACGUGGCCGAACUGAAUACCCGCAUGGCCAUGCUCAAGAGCGGCAACGCCGACCUGAUUACGGCUUCUGUGCGCAGCGUUGAGGAACUGCAAUCUGCUGAUCUGCAAGUUCUCCAGUCGCCGGCCGCCAACAUAUCGUGGAUCUGGUACAACUACGCCUGGGUCCCUGGGCACCCCUUCAAUGACAAGCGCGUCCGCGAAGCCAUUUCCAUCGCCAUUGACCGGGAGGCGAUCGGCAAUGGUCUUUACGCCGGCCAGACCACCCCGGCCUGCUGCUACUGGGUAGUGGAAGGCAACAUUGGUAACCCCGGGGACGUGGAGCCCCACCCCUACGACCCAGCGCGGGCCAUGCAACUCAUCCAGGAAGCCGGGUUUGAGGGAUCUGAAAUUGAAAUCAUGACCUUCUCCGGCGACGCAGAUUUUGUUGACCAGCCUGGUCUGUCCGAGGCCAUUGCCGGAUACCUGGAGGCCAUUGGUAUCAGCACGUUCGUAUCCGUCGUCGACGGCCCGGUCCUGCGGGAGACUUUCGACAACGCCAUCAAGACUACGGAUGAAAUAGAAGAGAUCGUGAAUGACCAGCCUCCUUACCAGAUCGCGGUCCGGGGCAGCGACACUCGCAUCCACUCCUACCGCGGCUCCCACAUCUACUACCAUUCUGAGGGUCGCCGGCAAAUGAUGCGCCUGCCCGACAUUCUUGACCCCUUGCUGGAUAAGGCAGGAUCUUCCUUUGACCUCCAGGACCAGCACGACGCGAUGGCCGACUUCCACCGGCUACUCAGUCGGGACUUCUGGGCGGGUCCUCUGCUGGAGGCGGGGGCCGUGUUCGGGGCCAGCGACAAGGUUGGCUCUGGACUCCCAUCACUGGAAAGCCGUAUCCCCACAACCACUGGACGAUAA